Molecule: messenger RNA, 4130 nt
Organism: Culex pipiens pallens (northern house mosquito)
Lineage: Eukaryota; Metazoa; Arthropoda; Insecta; Diptera; Culicidae
Exons: 8
Coding region: 701-3886 (1061 amino acids)
Molecular function (GO): UDP-glycosyltransferase activity
Source: RefSeq, a predicted model, not a curated record
CAUUCUAAUAGUCAUCUAUAAAUCCAAGCUGUUUCUUGAGGUAGGAAAUGGACAGCAAACCAUGCGUACAAAUGAAAUAUGGUAUGGCGAUAAGACAUCGAAACUCAAGCCCGAGUGUGAUAACGAAGACAAUUUUUUUUGCAAAUGAUAAAGAUAGCUAGUGGACAAUGCGCUCAGCUUUUUUGCGUUAGCAGCAUUUUUGCAUGCAUAAUGAACGUGAUGCACGAACAAGAUCAACUGACUUCCUAAUUGUAAUUUUAUGCCAUACUAUAAUUCCGUACUGUUUACCAUCUCCACGUGCUAUAAAUUGAGUCAUAUAACUCGGGAAUGCCGUAAACUACGAAACAAAGCAAUAUUAUUCCUUUUUCUUCACAGCAAGAAGUUUACAAAGUUGCCUUAUAACGCUUUUUGCAUACUUUUUCAAAAGAAUCUCACACAGUUUACGGACGCCCCCAAAGGACGACUGUCGUCUAGCCAAAUACCAUUAACCCAUUUCGUGGACGAAGUGUAAACAGAAACCGGUCUCGGGGAUGCUGUGGCAGUUAUCUCUGAGCGAUUACAAGAUUUGCUUCUCGGGAUGACCGUGGCCCGACUAGAUUCCGUUACUUUGUGACUUGAAAUCCGAUCAACUUGUCAGUCUGCAGAACGUCGUAGUUGAAAGUGAAACUAUAGUUUGUAAGCUGGUUGGUGUGAUUUGAGAAUGGGGCACUUGUCUGUUUUAAAGGUGUUAAUUUGGCUGGAGUUUGUGAUAAUCGCUAGAUGUUCGAAUAUUCUUGUGUUGAUGAGUGUUCCAUCGCCGAGUCAUUUUAUAUGGAUCAGACCAAUCAUGAAUCAACUUGCCCAACAUGGGCACAAUAUAACUGCACUUUCGGUGAACACUGAUCCUAACGCUGUGGAGAACAUUACAUACAUUCACUUGGAAAAUACGUACAACGUGCUGUACGGUGAUGGAAAAGCAAACAACAAUAUUCUCAAACGGUCCGAGGAAAAUCCAUUCCAAGCCACCAUGUCGUUUUAUAAAUUUGGAACCCUGGGAUGCAUAGGAGCAACGAGCUCAGCAGGCCUCCAAAGGCUCAUGGAGUAUCCCGAUGAUUUCCCUUUCGAUCUAGUCAUCUACGACUUUACCUGUGGUCCAUGCGUGCUUGGAUUCCUGCAAAAGUUCAACUAUCCACCCCUGGUUAGCUUAACCGGGUUCAGCAUUCCCCAGUUCAGCCAUCAUCUAGUAGGCGGACAUAAGCCAUCGUCAUACGUUCCCCACUUUUCCCUCCGAUACGAUACAAAAAUGGACUUUUUCCAAAGAAUGAUCAAUUUCAUUGUUCAAAACUUUGAUUCCAUCUACCGAGAGUGGGUGUUUUUACCCCACAUGCAGAGGUUGGCACAAACUGCGUUUAAUUUUACUCUGCCAAAUCUUGCUGAGCUAGAGCAACGAACGCAGAUUAUGCUGGUGAACACAAAUCCCGUGCUGGAUCCUCCGGAAACGUUGCCGCAAAAUGUUAUCCCUGUUGGUGGAUUGCAAAUUGUGCAGCCAAAGCCGCUGGUGGAGGAAAUCUCCAACUUCAUCGAAAGCAGCUCCAAAGGAACGGUUUUAUUCGCGAUGGGAACAAACUUCAAAAGCAAAAUGUUCACCAGAGAUCGCCAAGCCAUGUUCAUCGAAGCAUUUGCCCUGCUGCCGGAGUACAACUUCCUGUGGAAGUUCGACGACGACAAUCUGCCCAUUCCGGCUCCGAAAAACCUGAUGGUAAGAGCGUGGCUUCCCCAAAACGACAUUCUUGCUCAUCCCCGACUGAAGGCAUUUAUCACUCACUGCGGCCUGCUCAGCACGUACGAGGCGUCGUACCACGGAGUUCCCACGAUCGGCAUUCCCAUCUACGUCGAUCAGCACCGGAACGCUCAGCGAUCGGCCCGGGCGGAAGUGGGCGUCACGUUGGAUCUGAAAAAUCUUUCCACGGAAGCAAUUCGUCGCGCUUUGCUGCGAGUUUUGACGGGGGAAAAGUUUGCUACAAAUAUGGCGAAAAGAGCUCAACUUUUGCGCGAUCAGACUGAAAGUCCACUAGAUCGUGCCGUGUGGUGGAUCGAGUGGAUCCUCCGACAUCCACACUCGAACCAUAUGCGUUCUCCGAUGUUGGAUUUGGGAUAUUUUGCCAAAGGCAAUAUCGAUGUGUUUGUGUUUCUGUGUUUAUUUUUGGCAAUAGUUUUAACCGUUAUUUUGAAAUGCAUUAAAAAUCUCAUAAAAAAAUCUCAUCAAACGGAUUGUGAUAAGAAGGAAAACCUCAUGCAGCAGCAAAACUCCGUUGCAAUUUUAUCCGGUGUUCAUUUGCUAAACAUGUGCAUUACUGCAAACAUUGUAGUAGUACUGUUGUCAGUACUGGUCGGACCCACCCUUGGGGCCAACAUCUUGUGUCUAACGCCAGUUCCUAGUCCCAGCCACCACAUCUGGAACCGAGCAUGGAUGGAAGCCCUGGCAGCCCGAGGACACAACUUGACCAUAGUAUCGGCCGACGUGGAACAGGCAGCGAGUCCCAACAUGACUUACAUCCAUCUGGAGCAGGCGUACUCGUUCCUGGCCGAAGCCCUAGACCUGGACGAAAUGGCCAACGCGAACGCCUUCGGUGGAGCUCGCAGUGUCUACGCUUGGGGCUUUGGCAUGUGCAAGGGAGUGUUGAGUUCACGAGGGAUGGACCAGAUCAUGAGCUAUCCGGAUAGUUUCCGCGUUGAUUUGGUGGUCGCCGAUGUAACUCUGGGACCGUGUAUGUUCGGGUUGCUUCGAAAGUUUGGCAAUCCACCGGUAGUGGGUGUGACCGCGUACAACAACCCGUCGUUCACCACGGACUUUGUCGGGGGCCACAAACAUCCGUCCUACGUGCCGUACGUGAUGCUAAACUACGAUCAUGACAUGAGUUUUUUCGAGCGAAUGUACAACUACAUCGUUUACAGCUACGAUCAUUACUACCGCCACAACGUUUAUCUCCCCAAAAUUGACGAAAUGAUGCAUCAAUAUUACAAAUCAGAAAACAUGGAAAGUGCCUUUGACUUGGAAAAACGGAUUAUGCUCCUGCUAGCAAACUACCACUUCUCGGUCGACUUUCCCGAGUCGGUUCCACCGAACCACGUUCCGGUCGGUGGACUUCAGGUUCGCACCAAGCCCAAACAACUACCAGUGGAUCUCAAAACUUUCAUCGAAGCAGGCCAGAAGGGUUCUGUUCUCUUUUCUUUGGGAACAAACGUGCAGAGCAGUGGACUUGGGAAAUCGACGAUUCGGAUGUUUUUGGAUGUGUUUCGACAAUUUCCACAGUACAACUUUUUGUGGAAGUUUGAAACAGAAAUGGAGUGUGAUCUUCCGAAUAAUGUGAUGUUAAAGAAGUUUCUACCUCAAAAUGAUAUUUUGGCACAAUCAAACAUCAGAGCAUUUAUCACGCACGGAGGAAUGCUGAGUACGCACGAAGCCACGUGGCACGGCGUUCCGAUGGUUGGAAUUCCGUUCAUUGCGGAUCAAUAUCGGAACCUUCACAAAUCCGUUAGAGCUGGAGUGGCAAUCAAACUGGAUCACUCCGCAUUGACUGCGGAAAAAGUUCGAACAGCUUUGGUGGACAUUUUGGAAAAUCCAUCUUAUCGACAGAACAUGAAGCAACGAUCCGCACUGUUCCGAGAUCAACCAGAGCUGCCACUGAAUCGUGCCGUAUGGUGGAUUGAAUGGGCCCUACGUCAUCCCAACUGCAAAUCAAUUCAAUCCCCAAGCAAGUGGAUGAGCUCGUGGACAAGUGAGCUGUACGAUGUAAAGUGUACUUUGCUUUUCGGUUUCAUUGUGGUUGUGUGGGUCUUGAAAUCAGCGUUGAUGAAGAUUUUAUCAGCGAAAACGAGGAAGCUCAGUGAUAAGAAACGACAGUAGAACAGUGAUGAUGACGAGCAAAAAAUCAAGCUUAGUUGAUAACGAAACACGUGAAUUUAAUCUAGCUGUAAACCACCCUUUUAAGAAAAGAAGAUUAAAUUUCAAUUGACAAUAACUUCAUCAUCAUAACAAAGCAAAUAAUUGUAGACAAAAUAUGUUGUGAAUAAAAUAUAAUUGAUUUAAACCACUGAAAAAUCUUUUUCCUGCAAUUCUAAAUAUUGUUAACGAAACGCUUGUUUGACCA